CGAGGGGCUGGGGCAGCAGCCGCGGCCGGCGAGCCUCACCCGGAGGUGCCUAGCCUGGGGAGCCAGGAUGAGGAAAAGCCGGGUGCAACGGAUGGUGCUGGCCACAUGUCUGGGCUCCCUGCUCCUAGUCAUUUUCUACUUCCAGAGCGGCCCCAGCCCGGUUGCUGAGGACAGGAUCUUGAGCUCCAGCUGGCUUGGCAAGACAGGGAGAAGUCCACUUCAGGCACUUUAUGACAAUGACCAGCUCCAACACUCCCCCCUCCACCUGGUCCACCAAAGACGGAGGGAGCUCCUGAGUCAAAUGUGCAACCUCUAUACCCGUAAGCGACGCCUGCUGAGCCCUGAGGACUUGCGCCACCUGGUAGUGGACGAUGAGCAUGGCUUGCUGUACUGCUAUGUCCCCAAAGUAGCCUGUACCAAUUGGAAGCGAGUGAUGAUGGUACUCACGGGAGGCAGUAAGUACCGAGACCCACUGGAAAUCCCAGCACAUGAGGCCCAUGUGCCGACCAACCUUAAGACACUAGCGGACUACAGCCCCGCUGAGAUUAACCGGCGGCUGCGGGCCUACCUCAAGUUCCUGUUUGUUCGGGAACCCUUUGAACGGUUGGUCUCAGCUUAUCGUAACAAGUUUACCCGCAGCUACAACACAGCCUUCCACAGGCGAUAUGGCACCAAAAUCAUCCAGCGCCAUCGGCAGCAUCCCAGCCCUGAGGCUCUGGCUCGGGGGAAUGAUGUCCGCUUUGAGGAAUUCCUCUAUUACCUGAUAGACCCCCACACCCGGAAGGAAGAACCAUUCAACGAGCACUGGGAGCGGGCACACUCCCUCUGCCACCCUUGCCUGGUCCACUAUGAUGUUGUAGGCAAGUAUGAGACCCUGGAAGAGGAUGCCGCCUACGUGCUGGGCCUCAUCGGUGCUGACCAAGCUGGCUUACACUUCCCAUCCUCGUCCAAGAUCACUCGCACCACAGACGGUGAGACAGCCCGCUUCUUCAAGGGAAUCAGUCCCUUCUACCAAAGAAGACUCUUUAAUUUAUACAAGAUGGACUACCUCCUGUUCAACUACUCCAUCCCUUCCUAUUUGCAGCUCCGGUAACAGCCAGGGAGGUGGCUGGGGCUCGGGUGGGAGGUCUGGUGUUUGCCUCUCAGUCAUCACUUAUAGACUGCCAGGUCUUGUUGGUUCGGCCACGUCUCCCCUCUUACCUGCUGCUGUUUUCCACUCCUUUCCAUGCUCGUGCCAUGAACUGUCUCCCCAGUGACCAAGGGAGACCAAGACACAGAGUUCCUAUUGAAUGAUGAGAGGGAGGAAAUCACUAGGGCAUAGAUCACCCACCCACCAGCAUCCCUUCUUCCAAACUGAGCAUUAGGGGUUAAGUAUGGCCACGUCUCCUGUAGCCACUCAGUGGCCUGGCUGCAGACCUUAAUCCUGGAGCCCCCAUCAUGAGUGCAGAGGGUUCAUGGUUGGGGUUUGCUUGGAAGGUACCCCCCUUCCGUCUACACUGCCACCCCUCCCUUGCCAUCUCUGCCCCCCAACUCUAGUCAAUCUGAUGAUUUUCUGGCCUUCUUUCUGCUGGUUGGGUUAUAGGUGAUGGAACUGAAGAUUGCAAUACUGGGACAGGUUUUUUUCUUUCUAAGAUGCCCUAAGGUGCUGGAGUAACUCUUUUAAACAAAAGUAAAUUUAUUUCUUUAC
This is a messenger RNA of Vombatus ursinus (common wombat), 1687 nucleotides long. It is a transcript of the gene CHST13, whose product is annotated as carbohydrate sulfotransferase 13. Gene Ontology annotation, biological process: carbohydrate biosynthetic process; proteoglycan biosynthetic process. NCBI's taxonomy places the organism in Eukaryota, Metazoa, Chordata, Mammalia, Diprotodontia, Vombatidae. Gene Ontology annotation, cellular component: membrane. Gene Ontology annotation, molecular function: sulfotransferase activity. The transcript has 3 exons. The record is from RefSeq and is a predicted model, not a curated record. The coding region runs from base 68 to 1093 and encodes 341 amino acids.